UGUACGAAUCUGUCCACUUUUAAGUACAGUUGUUCCUUUGAAACCUUCUCUUGGCUUCUGAUUCUGACUACCUUGGGAUCUAAAACAGAGCACAGGUCCUUCUUCCACACUCAUGGAGAAAGGACUUCUUGGUCAGCUUAAUAUCUGGAGAAGUGGGUAUGAAAAGCAUCGCUAACUGGUGAGUAAGUAGAGGCCUGUAUGACAUUCUCACUUAACUGUAACUGUAAAAUUAGGGGACUGGACUAGGUAGUCUCUAAGGUCACUCCCAGCUCCACAUCUAUGACCCUAUGAAUUAUUUGGAGGUGAAUAUGAGAAGGGGUACAAAGGUCUAAACCUUUGAUUUCAUUGACAUAGGAAACUCCCUUUCUCAAAGUAAACAGGCACAUCUUCUAUAACUUAAUUAGAGAUUGAACCCAUUAAAUUAAAAGGAAAGACUUGUGGCUUUUCUGGCUUAUCAGUAUUACCCAGCUUUUAAAUGUACACCAGAAUCAACUGACUUCCCCUUGUUUAAAAUAAACAUUUAAUCCCAAGGCAUAUAGACCAACUGUGACAUUGUCCAUCUGCUCUGGAUGUGAACUGACACAAGAAGAUAGUAUGCAGGAGGAAUGGAACAAGGUCUGAGUCUGGAAACCUUAGUUCUUGCCUUCUAGCUGAUGAGUGCCCAUGUUCUGCCUCUUGUGCUCACAGCAGCCCACAAAAUAUGGAGACUCCCCGGCACCCCGAAAGUUCAGGCUGGAACAGGCCUCCUGCUGCCCAUCCCAGAGAGAAAGCAGACACCGAAGCAGGCGCAGCCGCCGCCGCGCUCCAUCCCGAUGCCUUCAGCCCAAGACCAAAGGAAGACUUGAAUUUCAUCAAUGCCCCAAGCUCCAACUCUUCCAUGACCACAAAGGAGCUCCAGGAAUAUUGGAAGAAUGAGAAAUGCCACUGCAAACCAGUCAAACUUCUCUUUGAAAUAUCAUCCACCAGGAUUGCCAAAAAAUAUUCCUCCAAAUAUGUGAUGUAUAAAAUCAUCGUCAUUCAGACAGGGAGUUUUGACAGCAACAAAGCCAUCUUGGAGAGGCGGUACUCAGACUUUGAGGUGCUCCACAAAAACCUCCUGAAGAAUUUCAGUGAAGAAAUCGAAGAUAUCAUCUUCCCCAAGAAAUACCUGACAGGCAACUUCACAGAGGAGAUGAUCAGUGAGAGGAAGCUUGCCUUCAAGGAAUACUUGAGUCUUCUGUACUCCAUCAAAUGUGUCCGCCGCUCCAGGGAAUUCAUUGACUUCCUCACCAGAGCAGAACUGAAGGAGGCCUAUGGCUGCCUGAGGGCAGGACAGUAUGUCAAGGCCUUGGAUAUUUUUAUCCAGGUGGUGCCCCUGCAAGAGAAACUCACCCGCCACUGUCCCAGCCUGGUGGUCCCGUCUCUGUGUGCCAUGCUGGUGUGCCACCGAGACUUGGAGCGCCCUGCAGAGGCCUUUGAGGUGGGUGAGAAGGUUCUCCAAUUGCCAAUGCACUCUAGCCAUAAGUACUAUGUCCCCUUUCUGGAGGCCAUGAUCCACCUGGCCUAUAUGCUGGGGAAGGACUUUGUCUCUUUGCAGGAGAAGCUGGAAGAAAGCCAGCUCCAGAAGGCCCCAGCCAGAGGCAUCACCUUGAAAGAGCUUGCUGUCCGAGAGUACCUGCACUAAAUGGUAGCUCACAUUCUGCAUGGCUUUGCAAGCAAGUCAGGUCAAGUCAACAAGGAUUUAUCAGCUCUUCCUAUGUGCCAGGAGCCAUACCAAUCACUAGGGAUGCAAGGACAGAGUCCCAUUCUAGUAAGGGAAAAGGCACAGAAUCCCACAGGUAAAUAACAGGUAGGAACAAAGCUACAGACAAACCCAAAAGCCACGGACAGAGCAGAUACGACACUGAGAGAGUAAGACAAUAGCAACUGGAAGGGCCCAGGAUCGCAGGUUAAGUGAGAUCUGAGUGGGGCCUUGAAGAUAGUAAGAGAAGCUGAGAGGCAGACCUGAGCGUUGCAGCUACUGCAGCAGGAUGGAGAGAGGACACUAGGUGUCAUUUGGCCCCUGAUGCAGACGGCUGCGAGCAGCUGAGAAAGAGCAUGUUGGGUGUCACGGCUCUGUCAGCACCUUUAGUGUGAAGUGGAAAGGAGGGAUGAGAAGCCAGUUGUCUGUCUGUCAGUGUCUCCAAAUUCCAGUUUGAUUUUAAGUAGAUGGAUAUUUCAAACUCCUUUGACAGACACAGAUUGUCCAAACCAAAUUUUUAGACUCCUAGUUCAGUGAGUCUCAAGAGAGGAUAGCAAGUGGGAUUUUGUGCAAGGUCUCUUUGCAUGUGGAAAUUAUUAUCCUUUUCCUCUUGAAUGAUGACAUAAAUAACUUGUUAAAAAGUGAUUUUUAAGUUUUUUUGAAGAGAUUGUCACCUCUCAGCUUCAUCUCGCCAAUGCCUUCACUUUUUCACAGCUUUCCUUAUUCUCUCCCCAAAAGCACAGCCACCAAACAGCCAGACCUUACACUACAUAGUUAAUAGAAUUAUUGAAUGCUCUGAGAAAAGGGACCAACUUCAAAAGACAACUUUAGGAAACCAAAGUCAAAGUGUCCUAGCUUCUGACCUGCAAGAGCUAUUGAGAACACUCAAUUCCCCACCCCAACCCCCCCAUCAGUGUUUCUUAAAGUAUCUCUCACCAAGUCACUGCCAAAAGCAUACUGAUCCAUGUCUGUUCUUCCAAAUCUAUCUGCAAAAAUCUCUCCUGCAUUGAUAUUAAUGUUGUCAUCUCUGAUUAUUUUCCUCUGGUUUCUUAUUGCUCCUCAUUAUUAACUUUUGUGCCCCUCUCUUUUCAUUACCAACAAAAGCAGCGGGUGCUUCGUUUCACAUGGGUUUUUUAGCCAGGUUGUAAACUACCUGAUGGCAGGGUGGAGGGCUUCUCCUGUAUUCCCCAUAGCACCUGUUACAGAGCUGGAUGUAAAAAGAAAUUCAAUAAAUGCUUGUUGACCUGAAUGAAAUUUGAGGAGGAUUGUAUUGAAGUGGUCUUGUUGAGAAACCUGUCCCCACCCCCUUGCCAACAGCAUAAAAAGGAAGCUCCAGUCGCUUUAAAGGAUAGGCUACUCUGGAGCCCUCACUUCACCAAUACAGCCUAAAACAUUCUAAGCCUAAAACAUACUCUAAGACAAAUAAAAAUAGCAUGGGACCAAAUGACUUCCUA
Molecule: messenger RNA, 3174 nt
Organism: Sarcophilus harrisii (Tasmanian devil)
Lineage: Eukaryota; Metazoa; Chordata; Mammalia; Dasyuromorphia; Dasyuridae
Gene: SNX20
Product: sorting nexin 20
Exons: 4
Coding region: 701-1663 (320 amino acids)
Biological process (GO): protein transport
Cellular component (GO): early endosome membrane
Molecular function (GO): phosphatidylinositol phosphate binding
Source: RefSeq, a predicted model, not a curated record